Amblyraja radiata (thorny skate) is the source of this 2394-nucleotide messenger RNA. It is a transcript of the gene nmd3, whose product is annotated as NMD3 ribosome export adaptor. The transcript is spliced from 16 exons. The coding region runs from base 107 to 1627 and encodes 506 amino acids. Gene Ontology annotation, biological process: ribosomal large subunit export from nucleus. Gene Ontology annotation, molecular function: ribosomal large subunit binding. NCBI's taxonomy places the organism in Eukaryota, Metazoa, Chordata, Chondrichthyes, Rajiformes, Rajidae. Gene Ontology annotation, cellular component: nucleus; cytoplasm. The record is from RefSeq and is a predicted model, not a curated record.
UCUCCGGGCAGAGAGGCGAGUGAGCCGAGGCCGCGCUUCACCCUCUGGUCUUCCAGUCUCCCGGCAGCCAGGUGGCGAGGAGAGGGUUGGACCGGACUGACCAGGCAUGGAGUACAUGCAGCUGCCCGCCGCCGCCGCCGACACCCAGAGCCACAUCCUAUGUUGCCAGUGCGGUAUUCCCAUAUCUCCAAAUCCUGCAAAUAUGUGUGUUGCCUGCUUGCGGAUCCAAGUUGAUAUCACAGAAGGAAUCCCUAAACAAGUUAAUGUACAUUUUUGCAAGCAAUGUGAAAGAUAUCUUCAACCCCCUAGUACCUGGAUGCAAUGUGCAUUGGAAUCAAGAGAACUUUUAACAUUGUGUCUUAAAAAAUUGAAGUCUCCAUUAAGCAAAGUGCGACUGAUAGAUGCAGGCUUUAUUUGGACAGAGCCUCAUUCCAAGAGGUUAAAGGUCAAGCUUACCAUUCAAAAGGAGGUAAUAAGCAGAACAAUAUUGCAGCAGGUGUUUGUGGUAGAUUUUAUCAUCUUGUCACAGAUGUGUGAUGAUUGCCACCGCGUUGAAGCUAAAGACUAUUGGAAAGCAGUGGUGCAGGUCCGACAGAAGACCUCACACAAGAAAACUUUUUAUUACUUGGAACAAUUAAUCCUGAAACAUAAGCUACAUCAAAACACACUUCGUGUUAAGGAAAUCCAUGAUGGUCUUGAUUUCUAUUAUGGUACCAAACAACAUGCCCAGAAGAUGGUGGACUUUCUACAGUGUACAGUUCCUUGCAAGUAUAAAGCAUCUCAGCGUCUUAUCUCCCACGAUGUCCACAGUAAUAGCUACAAUUAUAAAAGUACCUUCUCUAUGGAAAUUGUCCCAGUUUGCAAGGAUAAUUUGGUAUGCUUGCCACCACGUGUCGCACAGAGCCUUGGAAACAUGAGUCAGAUAUGUGUUUGCAUCCGUGUGACUAGUGCUAUGCACCUCAUUGAUCCUUCUAGUUUACAGAUUGCUGAAAUUGAUGGUUCCACCUAUUGGCGCUACCCUUUUUACAACCUGUUUCAACCUGGGCAGCUGGAGGAAUUUAUUGUGAUAGACAUUGAUGCAAUUAAAAACAACAAGAAUGUUCCUGGUGCAGGCACAAAAUCCACCAAGCAUACAUUGGCUGAAGUCUGGGUACAAAAAACAUCUGAAAUGAACACCAAUCAACAAUACUAUUGUCGUACUCAUUUAGGUCAUUUGCUUAAUCAUGGUGACCUGGUCUUGGGGUUUGAUCUGGUUAAUUCAAAUCUCAAUGAUGAAAACGUAAAUAAAAUGAAUCCUCAACGAGUUCCUGAUGUGGUAUUAAUUAAAAAGAGCUACGAUCGAGCAAGACGGCAGCAUCGUAGGAACUGGAAGCUUAAAGAACUGGAUAAAGACCUCAAUGACGCGGGAGCAGAAGAUGAAAAGCAAUACUUAGAAUUCCUUGAAGACCUUGAAGAUGAUGAUAUCAUUAGAAAAAAUGUCAACAUUUAUCGGGAUUCUUCAAAAGUUCCAGUUGAAAGUGACACUGAUGAUGAUGGUGCUCCCCGGAUCAGUCUAGCGGAGAUGUUGGAGGACCUUCAUAUUUCUGUUGAUGCUACGGGCGGUGAAGGCGCAGAAAUGAUUGACUGAAGAAAACCUUGAAUUAAACUGUUUAAUGAUGAUAGAAACCCAAACUGUUGUCUAAUCUUGCAUGCUGUGAUACUGGAAAUGGCUGUGUAAAUAUUUUGCAUUUACACUAGUCUCGCCAGCACAUUUAGGAAAUUCCUAUUUUCAUAUUAACAUACAAGCCUUGAAUUUGUAGCAUUUGAGGAAAUUACCUUAUUUUUAGUUAAUCUGCCCUUCUACAAAUUAGGGAGCAUGAUAACUGAUGUGAGGUAUGAUGUUUUUCUAUGUAUGCAGAGAUUUAUUUCUGCUGACUUAAAGAUAAAAAUUCUUGAACUCUCAAUUAAGGUUAAACUGAAGCUUUAAUUUCCUUGCAAAUAUUUUGUUGAAUUUGACAUUCUAGUAUAUGAUAGCUGAAAAAUAAAUUAUUGAUAACUGUACAAUAUUACUUAAUAUACAGUAAAGUAAUACAGAUAGAGAAGUUGAAUAUGUCUAAUCCAUUAAAUCCUUAAAUAAAAUUAUCUUAAGGAAUGAGAUUUUUUCAUUUCCUGUGCUUGCUUUCCAAAUAAGUAUUCUCAUUUUGCCCUUUAUAAUCUGAGGACAUUGCAAAGCAAAUCUGAUAUAGGUUUUAUAUUUUUCAAGUGGGGUCUUUGUAAUUCAAGAAAUGCAAAAAUCAAUAUCUGCCAAAGUUGUAAACAACGAGUGAGACUAUAUUCUGUUUUAUCAGUUAUUUUAAUUUGAAAACAAAAUGUUGGUCAUGACAUUAUUGACAAUAAAUAGACUUGCUUACACAA